AUGAUCCCAUUUUCUCAAUUUCUGCUCAACUUCAAUAGCGGUCUUAUGUAUGCCCCUUUGCUCGGGGCCGCUGCUUUCUGCGUGCAAAAGGCCCCUCGAGAGCUUCUUGGCCCAGGUCGGAGGAUACAAUUCAACCUUGCGUUUGAGGGGGAUAUCAAAGAGCUGAGGACUACACCGGCAAGCCACGUCAUGACGAUUUAUAUGCCGUUGACGACCCAACUGCUGUCAGUCAAUUACUUUCCCACAGGCAGCCAAGAUCAAUCAGCAGAGAUAGACUGGGAGAAGGGUAUCCAAAGCCUGAAGAUCUCGUACGAAGCUCAUACCACUCUGCUAAAGAACGUUUACCGAAGACAGGAUGAGGCCUCCGCAGACUUGAGUGUGCCUAAAGAGGGUCUAACCGUGUUGCAAGAAAAACUCGAUCUGUUGCACCGUGAACGGGCCGGGACAUCAAUCAAGUUGGAGGAACAACAAAACAUCCUCGAAGCCAUCGAACCAAACACUGAAUUCAAUAAAAAUGAAGCUGGCGACAACAGAUACUCAGCGUGA
Letharia columbiana is the source of this 546-nucleotide messenger RNA. RefSeq lists its product as uncharacterized. Lineage: Eukaryota; Fungi; Ascomycota; Lecanoromycetes; Lecanorales; Parmeliaceae. The transcript is spliced from 3 exons. The coding region runs from base 1 to 546 and encodes 181 amino acids. The record is from RefSeq and is a predicted model, not a curated record.